CCGCCUCCCGUACCUUUAACCUAGCUUCACUUCAGGGCGAGCUCUCUUUAGAUGCGUUUCUUUCGCACCUUUUCCUUCUCCAGGAGAGGAGGAAAAUGUAGCAGGCUUGAGUCCGGAGAACUGCUGCGCUCGCUUGCUGCAUUGAGGUCUGGCCCGGAGCCGGCGCUUUUAGCAUUGACGCAAUAAAAUUAGCCUGGAGAAGAGAAAUGGAGACGUACUGGGGAUAUCAGAGCGGGGCUGGCAGCCCUUAUGACUACUCGGGGAUGCGUGCCAGUGGGACUGGCAUCCAAAGCAGCACUUACUACAACGAGGACCUUCUGCACAAGACUAUCCUGGUUGGAGACAGCGGAGUUGGGAAGACAUCACUGCUGGUUCAGUUUGACCAGGGCAAGUUCAUACCAGGCUCAUUUUCUGCAACUGUGGGCAUCGGAUUUACCAACAAAGUGGUGACCGUGGAUGGUGUGAAGGUGAAACUGCAGAUCUGGGACACGGCAGGCCAGGAGCGGUUCCGAAGCGUGACUCAUGCUUACUACCGAGACGCACAGGCACUCCUCCUCCUCUAUGACAUCACCAGCAAAAUGUCCUUUGAUAAUAUCCGGGCCUGGCUUACAGAGAUUCACGAAUAUGCCCAAAAGGAUGUGGUCAUUAUGUUGCUAGGCAACAAGGCCGAUGUGAGCAGCGAGAGAGUGAUAAGAACAGAAGAUGGGGAAUCAUUAGCCAGGGAAUAUGGAGUGCCUUUCAUGGAGACCAGUGCGAAGACAGGCAUGAACGUGGAGCUGGCGUUUCUGGCCAUUGCAAAAGAGCUCAAGCAACGAGCCGUCAAGCAGCCAGAGGAGCCCCGGUUCCAAAUCCAUGACUAUAUAGAGUCUCAGAAGAAGAGGAGCAGCUGCUGUGCCUUCCUUUGAGGGAGGAGGAGGAGGAGGAGGAGGAGGAGGAGGACCCAAAGGAAGCCCGGGGGACCCCAAGUGCACAGUAAAAGAGGUCAAGAAGCAGAACUGGCAGCUUGGCAGCAACGCCGGGCAGGAGCUGUGUUGCGGACGCUCUCCAAAGACAAUCCGUUUUAGAGAAUACCGUUUCCAGGUUC
Messenger RNA from Lacerta agilis (Sand lizard), 1084 nucleotides. It is a transcript of the gene RAB37, whose product is annotated as RAB37, member RAS oncogene family. Gene Ontology annotation, molecular function: GTP binding; GTPase activity. Lineage: Eukaryota; Metazoa; Chordata; Lepidosauria; Squamata; Lacertidae. The coding region runs from base 207 to 905 and encodes 232 amino acids. The record is from RefSeq and is a predicted model, not a curated record. The transcript has 9 exons. Gene Ontology annotation, cellular component: Golgi apparatus; endosome.